Ascochyta rabiei is the source of this 1671-nucleotide messenger RNA. RefSeq lists its product as uncharacterized. The record is from RefSeq and is a predicted model, not a curated record. The coding region runs from base 1 to 1671 and encodes 556 amino acids. NCBI's taxonomy places the organism in Eukaryota, Fungi, Ascomycota, Dothideomycetes, Pleosporales, Didymellaceae. Gene Ontology annotation, molecular function: phosphorelay sensor kinase activity. The transcript is spliced from 3 exons. Gene Ontology annotation, biological process: phosphorelay signal transduction system; phosphorylation.
AUGCUAUGGGCGAACGAUCAGUACUACGUUCUCGCCGGACGGAGCGCGGAAGAGCAUGUCGCCAGCUACUCGUUCUAUGAUGCCUACCUGGAGGAAGACCUACCAAAGGCGGAGGAGGUUUGGAAUACACUCGUUGCUGGUCUUGCACAAGUUAACGUCGAGCUACGGAUGAAACGGACCUAUCCUUGUCCAACUGGCGAAGAAAUUCCAGCUAUAAUUCAGGCUCUCAGUUUCCCUUACCGCGACCUAGAGUCUGGCCAGGUCAAGUCUAUUAUGGCAUGCACAACGAAUAUAUCUCGGCUGAAAUGGGCCCAGGCCUUCCAUGCUCGAUCAGCCGCAGAGGCGAGAGAGGCGAAGAAGCGGCAAGAGGCAUUCAUCGAUGUGGUCUCGCAUGAGAUGCGAAAUCCCUUGAACGCAAUUGUGCACUGUGCAGAUGCAAUCAUCGCAACGGCCCAAGACUGCGAGUCCGCUGGAGCUCCAGCUCAAUGUCUUGAAGCUUUGAACGAGAAUGCCCAAAAUGCCAAGAUUGUCUUACAGUGUGCCAAACACCAGAGACGCAUCCUGGAUGAUGUUUUGACGCUCAGCAAGUUAAACUCGACUUUACUAUCAAUUAAACCCGUUCCGGUCGAGCCUUCAAACCUGAUCAACUCCGUCAUAGACAUGUUCGAGCCAGAGCUAGACCGUAACUCAAUCCACCUUGAGGUCAACUCCGAUGCGUCCUUGUCUGACCUUUCCAUUCAUCGUGUUUUCUUGGAUCCGUCCCGAGUAACGCAAAUCCUCAUCAACUUGCUGACGAAUGCAAUAAAACUUGUCAAGUCAUCGAAGGAACCUUCAAUUUCAAUCCGGCUCGGUGCUUGCACGUCAAAUCCGCGGAGUCUCUUCACUGAUGAGAUGUUUUGGGCGGACGGCAAGCCAAGUGAACAGGCGACAAACGACCCUGAAUGGGGCUUAGGUGAGCACAUAUAUCUAACCUUCACCGUCCAGGAUUCCGGAAUCGGCCUGAACAAAGAAUAUGUCGCAAAGAUCUUCAGACGUUUUUCGCAAGCCACUAUUAAGACUCACAUUACCUAUAGUGGCAGUGGGCUAGGUCUUUAUAUCUCAAAAGAGCUUGCCGAGAAGCAAGGCGGCGAGAUUGGGGUAACUUCAGUGCCUGGCCAAGGGGCAACAUUUGGGUUCUAUAUCAAAACCCGUCGUGCAGAAGAGCAGUCAUUGACGGUCACGUUGUUGACAAAAAGUAUCAAACAGCCAGAGCCUAUGUCUCCACGAUUGCAUGUCUUGUUGGUAGAAGACAACCUGAUCAGCCAACAAGUCCUGGGCAAGCAGUUGAUACGAGCGGGAUUAAUAGUGGAGGUCGCCAACCAUGGGCUCGAAGCGCUUCAGAUUCUAGAGAGAAAGACCUUUGACGCCGUACUCAUGGAUUCUGAGAUGCCCAUCUUAGACGGCCUCGCAGCCACCCGCGCAAUACGGCAGAAAGAAUUGCUGGGUGAAGGCCUUCUCGGCUCAGCGAUGAUAACAAGACCUGGAGCUGUACGACUACCUAUCAUCGCUGUCACUGCCAACUUUCGUGACGAACAGGUGCAAUCGGCACUGGAAGCAGGUUCGGACGACGUCGUUCAGAAACCGUUCAGAGUGAAGGAUUUAAUAGAACGAAUACACUCAUUGCUCGCCUGA